UUUAUACUUUACAAAAUCAUCUCACGGGCCGGAUUAAACCUGUUUGCGGGCCUGAUCCGGCCCGCGGGCCGUACGUUUGAUACCCCUGCUCCAGAGACUCCUUCAAGGUCUUCUGUAAUUUUACUACUGGAGAGACAUGUUUGUACCCGAGCAAGGACGUCAACACGGUGGAGAUGAGCUCCUGGGACAAAGAGACUCCAGGAUCGUGGUACAGUCAGUUUUCCACUGGUAGUAAGUUCUCCUACGUCAACUCUAACGGUGAGCCCGUGGGCGUGGUCCAGCUGGGCUUCCUGCGCCUCCUGAGCAUCCAGGCCCGUCAGAACCUCACCUACCACUGCCACCGCUCCGUGGCCUGGGCCGACCAAAGCGCCAAGAACAACUACAAAAGGGCGCUGCACUUCCUGGGUGCCAACGACGAGGAGCUGAGCUAUGAGACCAACCCGUACAUCAAAGCCUUGAUCGAUGGCUGCUCUGUGAGUUCACACACAAAACUACAUCCAGACCUGUUAAAGGCUCCGUGUUACUGAAGGUUUUGGAGAGCUGUCACAUCUUUCUUCUAGACCAUCAAAAUGAUGAUGGUCCAGAGUUAGUCUGACCCUCAUCCAGUCCUAGUAAAUUAAACUACCUUUUCUUCUGUGAUGUUACAGUCACAGUAGAAAAAAUUAAAUUAUUGCCAUCACAUUA
This is a messenger RNA of Pelmatolapia mariae (spotted tilapia), 684 nucleotides long. Its product is annotated as collagen alpha-1(V) chain-like. The coding region runs from base 174 to 527 and encodes 117 amino acids. Gene Ontology annotation, molecular function: extracellular matrix structural constituent. The record is from RefSeq and is a predicted model, not a curated record. Lineage: Eukaryota; Metazoa; Chordata; Actinopteri; Cichliformes; Cichlidae. The transcript is spliced from 3 exons.